Messenger RNA from Carlito syrichta (Philippine tarsier), 2121 nucleotides. It is a transcript of the gene WNT10A, whose product is annotated as Wnt family member 10A. The record is from RefSeq and is a predicted model, not a curated record. The transcript is spliced from 5 exons. Gene Ontology annotation, molecular function: frizzled binding; cytokine activity. Bases 135 to 1475 code for a protein of 446 amino acids. Gene Ontology annotation, cellular component: extracellular region. Gene Ontology annotation, biological process: neuron differentiation; cell fate commitment; canonical Wnt signaling pathway. NCBI's taxonomy places the organism in Eukaryota, Metazoa, Chordata, Mammalia, Primates, Tarsiidae.
GGGAGCCCUGACCUGAGUCGGAGCUGUGUGUCGCAGCCGCCCCGACCCCCGCCGAUCAUGCGGGGCCGCCCCUGGCUCGCCAGUCCCACCGGGCUGUGAGCCCCCCAUUCCCAGCCCCUCACGGCCCGCGCGCCAUGGGCAGCGCCCACCCUCACCCCUGGCUGCGGCUCCGACCCCGGCCCCAGCCGCGGCCCGCGCUCUGGGUGCUCCUGUUCUUCCUACUGCUGCUGGCUGCUGCUGUGCCCAGGUCAGCACCCAACGACAUCCUGGGCCUCCGCCUCCCCCCGGAGCCCGUGCUCAACGCCAACACGGUCUGCCUGACGUUGCCGGGCCUGAGCCGGCGGCAGAUGGAGGUGUGUGUGCGUCACCCUGACGUGGCCGCCUCAGCCAUCCAGGGCAUUCAGAUCGCCAUCCACGAAUGCCAACACCAGUUCCGGGAUCAGCGCUGGAACUGCUCUAGCCUCGAGACUCGCAACAAGAUCCCCUACGAGAGUCCGAUCUUCAGCAGAGGUUUCCGAGAGAGCGCUUUUGCCUACGCCAUCGCGGCAGCCGGCGUGGUGCACGCUGUGUCCAACGCGUGCGCCCUGGGCAAACUGCGGGCCUGCGGCUGCGACGCAUCCCGGCGUGGGGACGAGGAGGCCUUCCGUCGGAAGCUGCACCGCUUACAGCUGGACGCGCUUCAGCGCGGUAAGGGCCUGAGUCAUGGGGUCCCGGAACACCCGGCCUUACCCCCAGCCAGCCCCGGCCUGCAGGACUCCUGGGAGUGGGGCGGCUGCAGCCCCGACGUGGGCUUCGGGGAGCGCUUCUCUAAGGACUUUCUGGACUCCCGGGAGCCUCACAGAGACAUCCACGCGCGCAUGAGGCUCCACAACAACCGAGUCGGGAGGCAGCUCUCCCGAAGCAUCCCGUAUCUCCCCCCCCCACUCUCCUGGGGUUCAACCCCCAGUCCCAGUUUCCGGGGAAGGGAACCCCGAUUACCGAUCCGAAGGCCUAUUGGCUUCCUCCAAAGCCGGGCCUGUGGAGCUAAGAGGCCCGUCCCCUUCCCCCCAAUGAAGCUGCAGCCCAGUCUGCGGGUCAAAGCCCUGCAAUUAAGCCCCUCGCCCGCCCCUGCGCCGCCCGCCGGUCCUCCGCCAGGCCGGGUCUGCGCCGCCAAUUACAGCAGCACGCAGCAGCUGAUUACCCCGGAGCAGGAGUCUGGGGAGUGGCCCGGGGAUGGGCCCGCCGACCUGGUCUACUUCGAGAAGUCGCCCGACUUCUGCGAGCGCGAGCCGCGCCUGGACUCGGCGGGCACCGUGGGCCGCCUGUGCAACAAGAGCAGCGCGGGCCCGGACGGCUGCGGCAGCAUGUGCUGCGGCCGCGGCCACAACAUCCUGCGCCAGACGCGCAGCGAGCGCUGCCACUGUCGCUUCCACUGGUGCUGCUUCGUGGUCUGCGAAGAGUGCCGCAUCACGGAGUGGGUCAGCGUCUGCAAGUGAGCGGCCCGGGGUCCCCUGGGCUCCGAGCGAGGUCUCCUCCUCGCUCCGGGCCCUCUGUGGCUCUGAGAUCUUGGCCAGGCAGCAUCGACUUGGCGCCUGCGAGAGGAGAUGGGGCCACGUGAUCCUACAGGAAUCUCGCCGCUCCGAGAGUCUGAGAUCACGGGACACUACAGACCUGUCUGGACCCCACCACUCAGUUCUGUGGGCUCCGGGACUGAUUGGCCUCCCCCCUCCCCGCCCCAAGUGCAGACAGCUCAGAUGGGCUGGGGACUGCCCCCUACCCUGGGAUAAGUGUUAGCCAGCAACCCCUCAGCCUUUCUCCAUCUUUCAUGCCUCCCCCUGAAGUGGGAGGUAAUGAAUGAAGCUGAUGGGCAAAGGGAGGAGGAUUAAAAAGAAGAAAUCAACAUAAUUGAACUGAAGUGAUUCUAUAAAGGCCCAGGACACCCUUUCCCACAGUCUCCGCCCUUUACCAUUCCCCUCAUCAUUCACUUAACAAAUAUUUAUUUUGCACUCUCUUUGCGGCACUCUUUUGGGGGAUGACCGGCACUGGGGAUUCAGAUGUGAAUAAGAGAGCACAGCACCUGCCCUCUUGGAGAUUACAUUCUUGCUGGGGAAAUGGACAAUAAAUACGUAAAUAUGCAAACAA